AUGCUGAAAACUCGAAGCAAGGCACAGUUUAAGCAGUAUAAACCAAGCAAGAAUGAAAAUAUUUAUGAUGAAAAGGUAAAAGAUAUGAGAACAAACGAAGAGGAAGAAGAAGAAGAAGAAGAAGAAGAAGGAAAAGGAGGAGAAGCAGAAGAAGACACCGAAGGUGGAUGUUUUGGAGUAAAUGAUUUUUUGUGUUACAAAGAAAAUUCUAAAGUUUUAAGAAAAUUUUUCUUAUUUGUGUUGUUAAUUAUAUUAUCUCCAGCAAUUUUAAUUCUGUUGUAUAAAUACAUGUUUGUGUAUUGUUUAAGCUUAUCUAAAAACAAGUCUUUAUUGUUUAGUCUUUAUUUCGUAAUUUUAUAUAUUGUAUCAUUAACCUUACUAUAUGCUUAUUUAGCUUUUAAUGAAAACAACAAUAACGUUGAGGAUGGAAUAACAAAUCAAAACAAAAAAAAGAAGUGA
This is a messenger RNA of Plasmodium malariae, 459 nucleotides long. RefSeq names its product conserved Plasmodium protein, unknown function. Lineage: Eukaryota; Apicomplexa; Aconoidasida; Haemosporida; Plasmodiidae. The coding region runs from base 1 to 459 and encodes 152 amino acids. The record is from RefSeq and is a predicted model, not a curated record. The transcript has a single exon.